AUGAAUCUACCGUGGCGGAAGCUGAGACUGACGAAUGCGCUGCUCGAGAGAGCAUUCUUCACAUCGAGUUAUGCGUCGGCGAAGAAGAAAAAUUUAGGACCAGCUAAGUUCUCGAAAGUCAAACCUUUGACGCCCGCAAUUGAAGUGUGGGACCAGAUCAAGAUCAAAGAGUUAUCCAAAAUUACGCAGCGAUCCAUUGACGAUAUCUUCGAGGCAUUGUUCUACAUCGACAGGGCCGAUGUCUACGGAAAAGUCAGCGAUAAAAUCCCCAGACAAGACCUGAAGAAGGUUCUCGAGAAGUUGGGGAUCAGAGGCAGAAUUGGACCUCCUCCCGUGGAGACAAAAAUCGAGCACGUCAGAGAGAAAAUUCCUUUUCUCGAUGCUGUGCGCCAACCGCCUCCUGCCGAGGAGCAGCUGAGGCCGAGAAGACCAGUGGUCACCGUGAUGGGUCACGUUGAUCACGGCAAGACCACUCUACUCGACACCUUGAGGAACAGCCACAUCGUCGACGAGGAACACGGUGGCAUAACGCAGCACAUCGGCGCGUUUUCCGUGCCGGUUCCUCAAUGCAAACUGGGAGCAAUCACGUUCCUGGACACGCCUGGACACGCUGCUUUCUCCGCAAUGAGGGCCAGGGGAGCGAACGUGACGGAUAUGGUCAUCUUGGUGGUCGCUGCGGACGAUGGAGUCAUGGAACAGACAGUAGAAUCGAUAAAAUUUGCGAACGAAGCUCGGGUCCCGAUGAUUGUGGCGAUAAAUAAGAUUGACAAACCCGGGGCGGACCCAGAGCGUGCUAAGAGAGGUCUAUUGGAGCAUGGGGUACAGUGCGAUGCGGAGGGAGGUGAAGUGCAAUUCGUGCCGAUCUCCGCGCUCAAGGGUCAAGGUCUUGACGAGUUGUUAGAAGCUAUCGUCCUCCAAGGCGAGCUCAUCGGUCUUCGGAGCGCUUUUGAGGGUCUGGUUGAAGGUUAUGUGAUAGAGAGUUUGACGCACGAACACAGGGGCAAACUGUGCACGUUACUCGUCUACAGAGGCACCUUGAGCAAAGGCGACAUCAUUGUGGCGGGACAGGCUUGGUGCAAAGUUCGAUCUCUGUUCGAUGAGUGGGGGAAACCUCUGCAGAAAGUCGAGCCUGGCUGCGCUGCUCAAGUCACAGGCUGGAGAGCAUUGCCCGCGGCUGGUGAUCUGGCGCUCGAGGUUGAGAGCGAGCAGCGAGCUCACGAAGUCAUGAAGGUACGGGAACAAGCUUCCAAAGUUGAGAGACUGGCCGUCGACGCUAAGGUCAUCGAGGAGAAGAUGGCAGAAUCUCGAAAAUCAUAUCGGGAGGAACUCGAAGCUCGAAGAGCCCUCGGAUACUAUCGGAAGCGAAGAACGACGAUUCGAGCGAAAGAAACCGAGGAAGACAAUCAUCCCGCUCUGCAUGUCGUGGUCAAGGGCGAUACGGACGGCUCAGUGGAAGCUCUCUUGGACAUCCUGGAAACGUACGACCGGCACGACGAUUGUCGAUUGGACGUCGUUCAUUACGGAGUCGGUCCCGUGUCUUUGUCGGAUCUUGAACUGGCGAAGACGUUCGACGGCAUCGUGUACGCCAUGCAUGUGGGAAUUCUUCCAGAAACCAAAGCAGUGGCGAAGGAGGAUGAGAUCAAAUCAUUCAAGGUCAUUUAUAAAUUGGUCGAGGACAUCAAAGCAGAAAUCGGCAACCGCUUGCCGAUGAUCAAUGCCGAGGAGGUAAUCGGUGAAGCUAAAGUUCUCCAGGAAUUCCUCAUAAAUGACAAGAGGAAAAAGCUGCCGGUAGCUGGAUGCCGAUGUCUCAAAGGAGAUCUGCUAAAGGCUGAAACCUUCAAACUCAUGCGGAAUGGUGAAGAAAUCCAUCGUGGUCCCGUGAUCUCUAUGAAACAUAUGAAGAACGAGGUCAAAUCGAUCAAGACCGGCGUAGAGUGCGGUAUCAUGUUCGCAGACUCGGAUGUCCGGUUCAAGGAGAAUGAUGAGAUCGUUUGCAUUCGUGAAUACAAAGUCAACCAGAAAACAAGCUGGAGUCCCCGGGGAUUUUGAACCAGAAUCCAGGAGACAAAGCCUCAUCGACGAGAUUAGAUAGUUGAGCGACUUUGUACAUAAACAACUAGACUAGGACGGUGUACAGUAAAGAAUGUUUGGUGAGAAGAA
Messenger RNA from Galendromus occidentalis (western predatory mite), 2160 nucleotides. RefSeq names its product mitochondrial translation initiation factor 2 (gene mIF2). Bases 1 to 2049 code for a protein of 682 amino acids. The record is from RefSeq and is a predicted model, not a curated record. The transcript has 11 exons. Gene Ontology annotation, biological process: translational initiation. Gene Ontology annotation, cellular component: cytoplasm. NCBI's taxonomy places the organism in Eukaryota, Metazoa, Arthropoda, Arachnida, Mesostigmata, Phytoseiidae. Gene Ontology annotation, molecular function: GTP binding; GTPase activity; translation initiation factor activity.